AUGCCUGCUGCUCCUAAAAAACAACACCUCCCUUACUCUCAAAAGAUUAAAAUCCUUGACUUUUAUCAUCUGAACAAGAACAAACUCACUCAACAACAGGUUGUAACUUGUGAGUAUGCUAGCAUCCACCCCAUACAUGGGCAUCGUAAGAAGAUCACCUCAGUGAAGCUCCCGCAGGUUGAGGAGGCUGUAUAUGUCUGGGUUAUGCAGAAGCAACGGAGCAAGCUCUGUUUGACUGGCGCGCUGAUUUGUGAGAAAGUGCGUGAAUUUUGUUGCCUGUUCAACAUACCCGAGGAUGAAGUUCCUGCAUUCCACGGAGAGGCGGCAUCUGCUCCCAUCGAUACUAUUCAGGCAGAGGUUGAGCAAUUGGCCAGAAUUAUGGAACCAUAUGACCCCAACGAGAUCUUCAGCAUUGACGAAAUAGCCUUGUUCUUUUGCCUGCCCCCAAACAAAGGUCUUGCCACAGGACACACGUCUGGAGUUAAGGCUGAUAAGAUUCGUCUGACCUACUUACGUGGUGCUAACAUGAGCGGGUCGGAGAAAUUGGAGCCUCUCGUGAUUGGGCAAGCACACCGUCCCCAAUGCUUUGAAGGCUCUGAAGGGGACAAAUUAGGGUUUUAUUACUUCUGGAAUUCAACAGCGUGGAUGGUUCAAUCCAUUUGGCAGAAAUUUUUGUUCGGCCUUAAUGCUUGCAUGGUUCACCAGAACCAACAUGUCCUCCUACUGGUCAAUAAUGCCCCUUCGCAUCGCCAUUCCGCGUCUGAUUACUCAAAUCUACGCAUUGAAUUUCUGGCACCAAACUUUACUGCUUGGAUCCAACCCAUGGGUGCGGGUAUUAUCCGGUGCUUCAAAGCACAUCAUCGUAAUGGGUUUACUCAAUUGACUCUUGAGCGCGAUAACGCAGGCGAUAAGAAGAUCUAUAAUAUUGAUCAACUGCAAGCGAUGAAGCUCGCAGCAAACGCCUGGAACGCUCGCCAUGCCCGCCUUGCCCCAUCUGUGGCCCCCGAUGUUGGUAUUGACGCUAAUGAUGCGUUCGAUGCCGAGAACGCAGCACGAGUCGAGGCAGAAGCUUUACAGAAUGAAGUAGCUCGUCACCCGAACCUCCUCGAGCCCGAAUUUAUGCAGAUGAUGGAAGCGCUGUCGCUCUCGCAGCCAACCGAACAUGAGCUCACCGAUGUCGAGAUUGUUGAUGCUGUUCAUACUGAUCUAGCUUCAGCUCUCGUGGAAGAAAGCACAGAUGAUAGCAAACAGGAUCCAUCCUACCAGCACACUAAUCCCGAGUCCAUGAGCCUUCCUACCACGCAGUCUUUUUUAUCUAGGAACACCAUCACGUCUCGUGUUCGUGAGCAAGUAACGGAAGCAGCGCCCGACGGACAAGCCUGCGCGAUCACCCUCAACCCCUCACUUGUGCAAUGUGCGCAUAUCUUACGUAGGGCUACAGGGCAGGGGGAACGACAACAAUUGGCGCGCGCUUGGGGUAUUGAACUGAACGACCUGGACCUCGAUGGGCCCGAAAACAUGAUGUGGCUGGCCUUGGAUCUGCACGGGGCAUUCAACACUGAUGCAUGGGCGCUUCUUCUGCCAGAGUCCGAGCUACAGAGCAUUUUGAGUUAUGCAGGCCUGCAAUGGUGCCUCAAAACGCGCACACCUUUCACUCAUCACUACCCAUUGCGAAGAAUAUCGGAGUACACGUUUGUGCAACUAUCGACUUUGCACCCAUUUGUGCGCGUGCAAGGCGAUCAAUACAACGUUCACUCCUCACCUUUUGCUACUUUACCCACCAUUCGCUCUCACAUUCACCCGUUCUAUGCUAUCUGCAAUGUUGCCAAGAAGGAUAUUAAGUGGCAUCCUGAACUACAAGAUGAGACAAGUAACGCUUACUCUACUUUAGCCGAUCCCUCCGGAUUUUUGAAGCGUAUCCGACUUUGCCGCCUUAUCUACAAGAUUUGGAUGUGUUGCGAUCCGGAGCCCAUGGCUAGUAACCAGGUCACGUCUAAUACUACACCUUCUGCUGGCUCGGAUGCUGCUUGUAGUCAAGCUAGGAGCUCUCGAUCUGUCCGAAGUACAAGAAGGGACGCGGCAGCCAGGGCAAACAGCGCUAGGUUACCCUCACAAACCAACAAUCCAUCUACAAGUCAGCAUGUGGUACAAACAUUGCCUAUCACUGAUUCCACGUCUACAAUGGGGGGGCCACUAACCAAUGUGGAUGAAAGCCAAGCGCAUGGCGCCCGUCGUCAACCCCUGGAUGUAUCAGCUCAAUUGAAAGUUGGAAGAUGGCUUCACAGGUUGGAAGAUUACAAUGACCAUAAUGUGCCGGCCAUUUCUGAGGAAAUUGAUGAUUCAUGGCACAUUGGUGGUUGA
Rhizoctonia solani is the source of this 2361-nucleotide messenger RNA. RefSeq names its product tigger transposable element-derived protein 4. The transcript is spliced from 9 exons. The record is from RefSeq and is a predicted model, not a curated record. NCBI's taxonomy places the organism in Eukaryota, Fungi, Basidiomycota, Agaricomycetes, Cantharellales, Ceratobasidiaceae. Gene Ontology annotation, cellular component: nucleus. Bases 1 to 2361 code for a protein of 786 amino acids. Gene Ontology annotation, molecular function: DNA binding.